Messenger RNA from Scatophagus argus, 2257 nucleotides. RefSeq names its product S-adenosylhomocysteine hydrolase-like protein 1. Gene Ontology annotation, biological process: L-methionine cycle. The transcript is spliced from 17 exons. Lineage: Eukaryota; Metazoa; Chordata; Actinopteri; Scatophagidae. The record is from RefSeq and is a predicted model, not a curated record. The coding region runs from base 27 to 1781 and encodes 584 amino acids. Gene Ontology annotation, cellular component: cytosol.
UCACUUCACUGGCUGGGAGUGGAGUCAUGGCAGAGGAAAAGAAGCAGACAGGAGCCUCCAGAGAGGACCUGCCACUACCGGAGCUCCCUACAGAAGACAGAGCUGUGCUGAAUGGAGAGGCAGAGCAGGAUCCAUCUGUUGCUGCCACAGAGGAAAGCACCAUGGAUCAGUCAGCAAAAUGUGGCCCAAACCUGCUGGAGAUGCUGAAGGCAGCAGAGAACAGGUGGACACCUCAGGGUCGGGACGGGGACAGGACAGAGGCCUCUGAGUCCGAGGCAGGAGAGCUAGUGGCUGAAGCUCAGAAGACUGACAUGCAAAUACAGUUCACUGACCAGAAGCAAGAAUUCAACAAACGUCCCACCAAGACCGGCCAUCGCUCUCUGUCUCGUUCCAUCUCACAUUCAUCUACAGAGAGCUACAGUUCAGUGUGCAGUGACAGCUCCGAGGAUGAGUGUUCGCCCAGAGAAAAGCAUCAGAAGUCCUCCCAGGGUCUCUCUGACUUCUGCAUCAAAAACAUCAAACAGGCCAGCUUUGGACGCAAAGAAAUAGAAAUCGCAGAGCAAGAAAUGCCAGCUCUGAUGCUCCUGAGGAAAAGAGCAGGUGGGGAGAAACCUCUGGCUGGAGCCAAGGUGUUGGGCUGCACACACAUCACAGCACAGACUGCGGUGUUGAUUGAGACUCUGUCCGUGUUGGGGGCUCAGUGUCGCUGGGCGGCCUGUAACAUCUUCUCCACUCAGAACGCUGUGGCCGCCGCUCUGGCUGAACGAGGCACCUCAGUGUUUGCAUGGAGAGGAGAAUCGGAGGACGACUUUUGGUGGUGCAUUGACCAAUGUGUUGGUGCUGAGACCUGGCAGCCCAAUAUGAUUCUGGAUGACGGAGGCGACCUGACUCACUGGAUCUAUAAGAAGCACCCGAACCUGUUCAAGAAGCUCAAAGGCAUCGUGGAGGAAAGCGUCACAGGCAUCUAUCGGUUAUACCAGCUGUCAAAGGCAGGCAGGCUGUGCGUCCCUGCCAUGAACGUUAAUGACUCAGUAACCAAACAGAAAUUUGACAACCUUUACUGCUGCAAGGAGUCCAUACUGGAUGGGCUGAAGCGAACCACUGAUGUCAUGUUUGGGGGAAAACAGGUGGUGGUGUGUGGAUAUGGUGAGGUUGGCAAAGGUUGCUGUGCUGCUGUGAAAGCGCUGGGUGCUGUAGUGUACGUCACAGAAGUGGACCCCAUUUGUGCCCUUCAGGCCUGCAUGGAUGGCUUCAGAGUGGUUAAACUGAGCGAAGUGAUCAGACAGAUAGACGUGAUCAUCACCUGCACAGGCAAUAAAAACGUGGUAGGGAGGAAGCACCUGGAGAGGAUGAAGAACGGCUGCAUUGUGUGCAACAUGGGACACUCCAGCACUGAGAUAGACUUGGUGAGUCUGCGGACCCCAGAGCUGAGGUGGGAACGUGUGAGGCCUCAGGUGGACCAUGUCAUCUGGCCUGAUGGAAAGAGAAUCGUCCUGCUGGCUGAGGGUCGUUUGCUGAAUCUGAGCUGCUCCACGGUGCCUUCACUUGUCCUCUCCAUCACUGCUGCAACCCAGGCACUGGCUCUCAUAGAGCUGUACAGCGCUCCAGAGGGACGAUACAAACAGGACGUCUACCUGCUGCCAAAGAAGAUGGAUGAAUUUGUUGCCAGUCUUCACCUGCCGGCGUUUGACGCUCACCUCACAGAGCUGACUGAUGAGCAGGCCAAGUACCUGGGCAUCAGCAAACAUGGACCCUUCAAACCCAACUACUACAGGUAUUAACCCUGUGGAGAUAAAGAGGGAAGCUCUUCGCAUGUGAAGUUGCAAUGUUGUGGAUUUUAUUUUGAAAAAACCCUCACAGACCAGCAGACCCUGACGCCCUCUGCAGUCUGAACCUCAUCCAGUAUUAUGGAGAGACAGUGAAUGAGGACUUCAAACUUUUACUUAAGUUCACUGAUUGUUCUGUGUAUGUGCAUUUCUGUCUGUUUUAAAUGUUUGGUCCUUGUUCUGCAUGUCCACAGCGUCUGGAACAAUGAAUUUUGAUUGAAAGUUAAAGAGUUCAAAUAAAACACACAUGAAGAAAUCAUGCUGACAUCUCAAACGAGCAACAGUCAGCUGAAUAUCUGCUGAUUUUCAGUGAAGCACGUGUGUACAAUGAAUAUAUUGGCUCAUGUCUUGUGCUAUACGUAUAUUACUUCUACCUAAACUUAUUAUGAACUUCAAAUGAAACCUCCAGCACACAUAAAAUAUUGUAAUAA